Messenger RNA from Coregonus clupeaformis (lake whitefish), 1377 nucleotides. RefSeq names its product alpha-N-acetylgalactosaminide alpha-2,6-sialyltransferase 1-like. The coding region runs from base 29 to 1120 and encodes 363 amino acids. The record is from RefSeq and is a predicted model, not a curated record. NCBI's taxonomy places the organism in Eukaryota, Metazoa, Chordata, Actinopteri, Salmoniformes, Salmonidae. The transcript has 8 exons. Gene Ontology annotation, molecular function: sialyltransferase activity.
UUGCAAAAAUACAACAAGAGAUGUUUUUAUGGGUGGACCCGGAUCUGCACACAAGGAGACCCCCAUGCUCCGUCUGCAAAAAAAGGACUUCAAGCAAUAUCCCAUCUGGGCUUCUGAGGAUGUUUAUGUUCGGGACAAGCAACAGAGGCAGAUGACCUGUCCCCAGUCUCUGAGGAACUCCCAGAACCCAGGCUUCAAGCAGGCCUUUAUACCAGACAUCCAGUUGUACCUCCACAGCGAACUACUCAACGUGUCAGAGUGGAACAGACUUGCCUACUUCAAUAACCCCUUUGGCUUUAUGGACUACACAAACUACACAGAGAUAAAGGAAGUGGUGGAUCUGAUCCCCAAGCCCAGAGAGCCCCUGCUCUUGCCGCGGGGAAACCCUGGGUGUAUACGCUGUGCUGUGGUGGCAGCCGGAGGAAUACUCAACGGUUCUGGGAUGGGCAAGGAGAUAGAUGCUCACGACUACGUGUUCCGGAUGAAUGGUGCCGUAACCAAGGGUUACGAGGACGAUGUAGGCAACAGAACUUCGGUCUACGUUCACACCGCCCACUCCAUCACCCAGUCUCCUCUCAUAUUCAAGAAAUACGGCUACAACUGCGCGCCUCAUGACAAGGGUAUAAAGUAUGUGCUGAUUCCAGAGGGACAGAGGGAUUUCCAGUGGUUACAUGGUCUAUUGGGGAGGACAACUGUCUCUGAUGGACCCUACAGGAACAGACGGCCGUGGAUGCAAUACUCAGGAGAGUUUGAUGAGAACCGCUUCUAUGUUCUUCACCCUGACUUCCUCAGAUACGCCCGUAACAGGUUCAUGUGGUCCCAGGCGCUGAAAGGUUCUUAUUGGGCUAUUUGCAGACCUACUAACGGAGCAUUCACACUCUUCCUGGCCCUGCACACCUGUGACGUGGUGGAUGCGUAUGGAUUCAUCACUGAGGACCACAGUAAAUAUCCCAACUACUAUGCUGAGAGGCACUCUAAAACCAGAGUAAUCUUCUACGCUAAUCACGAUUACAACCUAGAGAUCAAGACUUGGAAGAAACUACAUGACACCAAGAUCAUCAGGCUUUACCAGAGACAGGAGAACCCAGAGAGAAAGACAGGCAAGGCAACACAACGAUAAAACCCUGUCUGUCUGCAGAGAUGAGCAAAGAUACAUCAACAUGCAUCUUGUUACAAAAUAACGUAAAGACCAAUGCAUUUAUAUCAGAAUAAAUUAGAAAAUACGGGUGCCAAGUAAUGUAUUUAAUUAAAAUGCAUGUAUUAUUCAUCCCAUGCCAUGUGGCUUUUCAGUCAUAUUACAAUUACAGCCAGGUCACCUGUGAUACAAGUCAGUAUUUGACGUCCAUCCAUGUCUGAUGACGUGGAAACCGGCCACUA